This is a messenger RNA of Mizuhopecten yessoensis (Yesso scallop), 8444 nucleotides long. Its product is annotated as RING finger protein 17-like. The record is from RefSeq and is a predicted model, not a curated record. NCBI's taxonomy places the organism in Eukaryota, Metazoa, Mollusca, Bivalvia, Pectinida, Pectinidae. Gene Ontology annotation, molecular function: zinc ion binding. Bases 75 to 5513 code for a protein of 1812 amino acids. The transcript has 43 exons.
UCGUCGGUAGAUCCACAUGUGAGUUUGCGGAGAACGAAAGAAAACAUUCGAGAGGACUGAUACAUUUCUUUGAAAUGCAGAAGUGUCCGUCUUGUCCGAAGUGUCAGUCAUUUUAUUCUACCAAAGUACAUGAUGGCCGAUCAUACCAAAAACACCCUCUCCUGUUGGACUGUGGCCACACCUUCUGUGAGGGCUGUCUCCAGGCUUUGGCUAAGGAAGGCAAGACUGCUGUCAGAUGUCCCGUUGACUCAUGCCAGGUGCUUACACCUGUCCAGGGAGAUGUGAAGGACCUUUGGCCAGACCUGUAUACUGUGGGACUCCUGGUGUACAACCAGCGCACACUAUUGGACAGAGAGCUUAGUAAGAUAACACACUCACAGAUGGUGCAAAGUAUGAAAAGGAAGGACACAGACAGACAUGAAAAUCAAGAUAAAUACUGCAGAGAGUGUAUGCGGAAACAAGCUACUUGUCGCUGUGAGAAAUGUGACUUCAUCAUGUGUAUGCAGUGUUUUGAUAAGAUACAUUCAAAGUCCAAAAUGUUAAAGCAGCACCAGCCUGUGCCACUGUCUGCUGACCACAGUAAUGUAGAGGGGCCUAUGUGUAAACAGCAUGAGGACCGACCCAUAGAGUACUACUGCGAGGAUGAUUGUAUGCCCAUCUGUUCUCGGUGUGUCAUCAUAGGCGACCACAAGAAACAUUCCAUCACAUCCAUGGAGGAAAAGAACAAAGCAAUAUUUGCUGACAUGGAGCCAGCUCUUCAUACAGGAACCAAAGUGUUGAGGAAACUUCGUAAGGCAGAAAAUGCGAUUGGGACACUGGUGCCAGACAUGAAGAUGGAGACCACGACUGUCAUAGAGGAAAUACACAGUCACUUCCAGGUCCUGCAUGGCAUGCUUCAGGCUAGAGAAAAACAGUUAAUAGAUGAUGUGUUCAAAGUAUACAGGACAGGCAUAGAGCCUCUGUCAACAUUGAAGGACCAGAUGUAUGAAGAUAUUAGAAAGCUAGAAAUUUCUAUAAAAGCGGCCCAGAGGAUAUUGAAUAACAAUAAUGAAGUGAUUCUUAAUGCCAACGACAUCCUGUCUCAGCUACAAGCAGCCAAGGACUUGCCCUGUAUUGUACAUAAAAAGAAAGAAAAACCCGCUACCAAGAUCAGGUUUGAACAAGGAUUGUCUCUUCCUACAGCGAUUGUCAGUUACGGUGGUAUAGAUGGCUCAGUGCCCAUCAUGGCUGAGUGGCACACAAUUUCUGAGAUGCCGGAGGAGUUGAUGAUGGAUGACUGUGAUACGUCUGAGUCCAUCACUCCAGCCGAGUCUGUUGGGUCCAUGUCUGAUACAGCCACUUCGGACAUGAUUGCUGAUGAUGAAAGUGAUCUAAAACAGUCUUGGAGUUACCAGGUCUCUUUAGAGGAAGAAUUAUCCACUGAAGACAACAGAACAAAACCAAAGGUAGCUGGGACCUCCAGCAAGAAAUCUAAGAAGACAAAAGCUAUGUCUGUACCAAUACCACCUAAGGGAAGAAUCAAGGGUGGCCAGGACCGUGUUUAUGUGACCCACAUCAAGAACCCAGGCAAGUUCUUUGUACAAAGGUCUGGUGAUGCUGCAGCUCUUCGUAAGCUAGCACGACAGAUCAACAUGGCAUGUAAAAAGCCCUCCGCAGAGCGAGAAAUUCCAACGGAUGUGAUGAAAGGAGAUCUGUUGCUAGGGAAAUACACAUGUGACAAUGAAUGGUACAGGGUCAAGGUCAAACAGGUGUUGCCUGGUGAUAACAAAAACAAGAUGAAGCUUGAAAUCAUCUACCUGGACUAUGGAAAUGUUGAAGUGAUCUCAAUUGACAGAACAAGAAAAAUGCAGCAAAGGUUUAUGGAGCAGCCACCGUUCCUGAUGGAAUGCUGUCUGUCUGACAUUGUUCCUGUGGAUAAGGUUGAAUCCUGGUCACUUGAAGCUGUACAGACCUUUGCAAAGAUGACUGCUGAAAAACCAUUAAUAAUGAUUGUAAUCAGUGAGGUUAACAAUGUGCUACAUGUGGACCUGAGUAAGCCUCCAGACGAUGACAUUGUUGAUGAUCGUCCAAUCUCUGUGAGAGACACGCUUGUAUUCCUGGAGCUGGCUAACUUCAUUACACCAGCAUCUAAUAAUGUAGUGGGUAUGGCUCCCCCUAAGCGUUGUUUUCUCUGUCCCAGUCCAGUGUCACCUGGCACUCGCUUUGAUGCCCACCUCACAUGUGCCAAUGACCCUUCAAGUUUUUAUGUACAACAGAUUGGUGAGGAGUCCAGCUACUUCCAUACGGUGAUGAAGCAAAUGCAAGACCAGUAUAACAUGGAAAGGGGAGAUGCAUGGACUGUCUACUGUCCCAGGAUAGGUAUGAUAUGUGUGGCACGGUACUUGGCUGAUGAUACCUGGUACCGGGCCCAGGUGAUAGAUUUACCUGGUAACAAGAUGGUAACAGUCCGGUAUGUCGACUAUGGUAACACAGAAACUGUUGAUAUCACAAAACUCUGCAAAAUCCUUGACAUGUUCCUUGUAUUACCUGUACAGGCCCAGCACUGCCAGCUAUCCGAUGUGGCACCUACAGAAUACUCACAACAGGCAAAGAGAUGGUGGAGUGACCGGGUUACCAUGAAGGAAUUCUCCCUCAAAGUAACAGAUGUAGAGGAGGACCGCCUCUCAGUAGUGAUGUACGAUGAUAACAGCGGUGGGGGUUACCAGUUCAGUGUCAACAGUGAGCUGGUCGGUCGAGGAUUUGCCACUAGUACAGGUCCACUGUCCAAUCAGCUGCCUAAGUGUGGUCUAGGGGAAUUGGUGACAAGCUCUGAGGACAGCUCCACAGAGAGUCAGACGGAGUCCCUAAGUAAACCACUAGUUAGUAGCCAAACCUCCUCAAGGUCAUCAACAAGGUCAAAUUCUGGAGUCACUACACCUGUCGUCUCACCAAAAAAGUCUCUGAAGAAAGCUAGUCAGUGCUCCGAGAUGGCAGUCAGGUAUUUGGUCAUGUCAGAGCCUGAGACCGCAGUCAAUGGCAAGUCAUCCUGCUCAAGUUCCAUCUCGACGUCACCUGAGAAACCAGUCACUGUGCCCAUGAUCACCAAAGUUAAACCAUCAGGUUUGUCCCUAGACAUCAAGGUUGCUGAAGAAAAAUCCAAGGCCAAGCAACAGGAGAACAAGUCAUCAGAACCUGACUCCCCAGGCGAUGUCCAGGUCAUAAUCAGUCAUUUCCAUUCCCCCUCAGACUUCCAUGUACAGCUGGCAUCAUCAGCAGCCGAGGAACUGGAGAAGAUGAUGCAGGGUCUGCAGGAAGAAUACAAGGACUCCGAGACGCAGUGGAUGUCGUGGAAAGUGAUGGAGUUCUGUGUCGCAAAAUACUCGCAAGAUGGACGCUGGUACAGGGGCAAGAUCCAAAAGAUACUCCACAAAAAUGUGAUGGAGGUUAGCGUUGUAUUUGCAGAGGUGAAGUUGGUGGACUACGGUUACACGUGUACAGUCAGUCAGAAUCAGCUACGCCCACUUGCCAGGUUCUUCCUCAAAGACAUGUGCUUUGCCUUCCACUGUCACAUGGCCAACCUGGUCCCAGCAGGUGAUGGACACAAGUGGUCACGCACUGCAUGUGAAUUUAUGGAAGAGACAACCCAGGGUGUGAAGCUGUACUUACAAAAAAAGGGAGACAUGGAAAACGCAUCACUAGCUAUAGAUCUGUUGAUGGAGGAACACAUUGCUGAGAGUGCACUAGAACCCUCUACACACAGGUUUGUCUCUCUCGGAAAGAAGAUUGUGGAACAGGGACUAGGAAUCCCAACCAAGAGAAAUGAGGAAAAGGCAAUCCCUCAGAAGUUCUUGGAGCCGACUGAAAUUCUGCUGUAUGAGGAGCCCCGAGAUGUGUCUUGUGUGUAUUACUUUCCUGCUGAAGUACCUACCUACUCGUCCUUCAAAGCUAUACCAACCUAUGUAGACCUGAAAGCAGUUAUCUACGUACAGGAUACCAAAAAUGAACAAGCAUUGGCGAAACUUUCAGAGCGUCUGAAUAAUAAGUUUGGUAACAGUAAACCCCAUGGCUUUGACAUAGACUGGAAGGUGGGGCAGGCAGGCGCUGCAAAGUUCCACCUGGACCAGUUGUGGUAUCGUGUUCAGGUGGUGCACAUAGAGGCAGAUCUCAUAAAGGUCAAUUUUAUAGAUUUUGGAAAUACAGAAAUGAUUUCACCUGACGUACUACGAGCAGAUGUUGCCGAGUUUACAGAUAUUCCACAGCUUUGUUAUGAGUGUGUCCUCAACAACAUUGCACCGUUGACAGAGGAUGGCACAUGGACGGUACCUGUUUUAGACCAGAUUCACAAGUUACUUGUCUCCAAACCCUGCUCUGUAGAGAUACUGAAGAUUGAUGCUAAUUUGCAGUUAAUUGUUAAAAUAAGCAUGGAUGGAGAAAACGAUCUUGGAGAUGCCCUCUGUUAUAGUGGUGUUGCCUUCCACCCAGACAAGACCAGUGAACUUGUAUCUCAGAGUCAUAAAAUAGCCAAGGUUGUAGAGAAGAAUAACCCAUACAAGACUACAGAGCUGAUGCCCCCUGGCGAGUACUUCCCAGUGGACAUUACCCAUGUAGAGGUGCCUAAUGUGGUGUACUUCCAGCAUACCAGACAAAGUGGAUCCGAAAUGGAUGAGCGCAUGGAUGAAAUAAAUGCUCAACUCUCAAAAUUAGUACAGCUUGCUUUUGACCUGAAUGAAGUUGGACCUUUGGCUGCUGCUUUACCUAAUCCAAAACCAGGCCUCAUGUGCUGUGCCCAGUUUUGGUUCGACCAGUGUUGGUACCGGGCGGUAGUGGUGGAGCGUGACACUAGGACAGACAUGAUCCUUGUCAUGUAUGUCGACUACGGUACAUCCGAGUACGUCACGGUAGACAGAGUGAGGGCUUUGCCAUCCAGGUUUGGGAGCCUGCCUGCACAGUCGGUCAGAUUGACGUUAAGUGAGGUCAGCCCCAAGUCUCGUGAUGGACAGUGGUCCAAGGAAGCCUUGGAAGCCAUCAUAACUUCUAUUAGUAACAAGCAGCUCAUUGCCUGUCUCAAGAAAAGUGAUCCUCCAACUGGUGAUCUGUAUGUGGUGGGCUCUUCUGCUGGUGCUGCCCUUUCCCUUGCCUACCAGGAAGUGGGUGAUCUAGGGCUGAUAACUCUGCCGGACGAGUCAGCACUGUAUGAUGAUACCAUGGUUACCAAGGGGGAAGGAGAGGCUGCACGUGAUGUAACACCAGACUCGUCAGACGUAGAAGUGAAUGAUAAGGAUGAGGAAGAAAAGGUCAAGGAUGAGGGGGGAAAACUGUCAGAUGAAAAGGGAAGGGACGAGGAUGAGAGUGAAAAGGUUACAUGGGUACAGACACCAGAGGAGCCACAUCAAAGUGAAACAAAAGACAUUGACCAUGAAAACCGAGACAUUGUUAGUGUAGAAGAGACAAGCGACGGUGAGGACGAUGUUAUCAUAGAGGAGGAUAUGUCAUGUGACGACGUAGAUGAUGUUGAUAAGGAAGGAGAUGAAUAGUGUUCCGAACACUUAGUUAAAACAGCGGCCAGGAAUCCUAGCCUACAUCUACCUCUGUUUCCAGUAAUCCAUUUGAAAUAAUGGCAAUUCUGAAUGACAUGAGACUAGAAGGAAACUGUAUGUAAGAUUGUAUGGUUUUACCACAGAUGUUGAGGACGUAUAUCUGUAAGACUAAGUUUUUUUUUGGUUAUUACAUUUUUGUGCAAUACUGUUUUCACUGUGAACUAUGUUUUGUUUUACUUCUCAGAAAGAGAUCACUGUUUGAUUAUUUAUUUUAUAUUGAUAAGAGUUCCUACAGCAUUUAGGAGUUGUUAACAGAUUGUACAGAACACAAACAUGGAAAACACUGAAAGUAUGGGUUUAUAACCUACAGACAGGUUGAACAUGUGACGACAUUCCUGACAACCUCGGAGGAUGGGGCCUGUGCUACAGAUCCUGUGAUCCUGAAUACAUUGUAAAAAGCAUUGGCUUGUUACUUUUUUUCAUUUUUUUAUGUCAAAGUAAAUGAGAGGGAAUUGUUAAGUGUUAAGAAAGUGAAGUAUAUAUUCAAGAGCGAUGUCCUGCUAGUAUUGACUUUCAAAAGAGAUGCCAGCUAGUAUUUACUACAGUAUUUAACAACAGAUCUAAAUCUGGUAUUGACUACAGUAUUUAACAACAGAUCUAAAUCCGGUAUUUACUAUAGUAUUUAACAACAGAUCUAAAUCUGGUAUUGACUACAGUAUUUAACAACAGAUCUAAAUCUGUUAUUUACUACAGUAUUUAACAACAGAUCUAAAUCUGGUACUAACUACAGUUUUUAACAACAGAUCUAAAUCUGGUGUUGACUACAGUUUUUAACAACAGAUCUAAAUCUGGUAUUAACUACAGUUUUUAAAAACAGAUCUAAAUCUGGUAUUGACUACAGUUUUUAACAACAGAUCUAAAUCUGGUAUUAACUACAGUUUUUAAAAACAGAUCUAAAUCUGGUAUUGACUACAGUUUUUAACAACAGAUCUAAAUCUGGUAUUGACUGCAGUAUUUAACAACAGAUCUAAAUCUGGUAUUAACCACAGUUUUUAACAACAGAUCUAAAUCUGGUAUUAACUACAGUUUUUAACAACAGAUCUAAAUCUGGGAUUGACUACAGUAUUUAACAACAGAUCUAAAUCCGGUAUUUACUAUAGUAUUUAACAACAGAUCUAAAUCUGGUAUUGACUACAGUUUUUAACAACAGAUCUAAAUCUGGUAUUGACUACAGUUUUUAACAACAGAUCUAAAUCUGGUGUUGACUACAGUUUUUAACAACAGAUCUAAAUCUGGUAUUAACUACAGUUUUUAACAACAGAUCUAAAUCUGGCAUUGACUACAGUAUUUAACAACAGAUCUAAAUCCGGUAUUUACUAUAGUAUUUAACAACAGAUCUAAAUCUGGUAUUGACUACAGUUUUUAACAACAGAUCUAAAUCUGGUAUUAACUACAGUUUUUAAAAACAGAUCUAAAUCUGGUAUUGACUACAGUUUUUAACAACAGAUCUAAAUCUGGUAUUUACUACAGUAUUUAACAACAGAUCUAAAUCUUGUGUUUACUACAGUAAUUCACCGGAGAUGUCUAGAUAAUGCAUAAUGCUGGACUGCAGAUGUCUAGCUGGUACUUUCUGAAGUAAUUCACUAGAAAUAUCUUGAUGGGUUAGUAGUGAAGUGCUGGAUAAGAAAUGUGUGGAUGGUAUAUAGUGAAUGUCAGACAAAAUGUAGAUGCUUGUUGUCGUGGUGACUCAAUGUGGAUGAUGAGUUGAGAUACCGAGAGAAAAACUGAGGUUUUAUUCUUCUUUUGUUAUUGUUUUAUUAUAAACUUGUUUAAAUAACUAAAAAUUGUGGAAAUGUUCAGUAUUCUGGAUGAUGGCAAUGUGCAUUGAUUUUACAAGUCUAUUAGAGGUUUUUGCUGAUAAGGGAGACAACUCGGUUACUGUGUAAAAAAAAAAGCAAAAAGCAAAAUUACAAACCAAGUAGACAAGACUAUGUAGUUUGUAGUGGGAAAUUAAAUGAUCCCCCAUAUAACCGGUACCUGCUACUGAAUGCUGUUCUCCAACAUAACCGGUACCUGCUACUGAAUGCUGUUCUCCAACAUAACCGGUACCUGCUACUGAAUGCUGUUCUCCAACAUAACCGGUACCUGCUACUGAAUGCUGUUCUCCAACAUAACCGGUACCUGCUACUGAAUGCUGUUCUCCAACAUAACCGGUACCUGCUACUGAAUGCUGUUCUCCAACAUAACCGGUACCUGCUACUGAAUGCUGUUCUCCAACAUAACCGGUACCUGCUACUGAAUGCUGUUCUCCAACAUAACCGGUACCUGCUACUGAAUGCUGUUCUCCAACAUAACCGGUACCUGCUACUGAAUGCUGUUCUCCAACAUAACCGGUACCUGCUACUGAAUGCUGUUCUCCAACAUAACCGGUACCUGCUACUGAAUGCUGUUCUCCAACAUAACCGGUACCUGCUACUGAAUGCUGUUCUCCAACAUAACCGGUACCUGCUACUGAAUGCUGUUCUCCAACAUAACCGGUACCUGCUACUGAAUGCUGUUCUCCAACAUAACCGGUACCUGCUACUGAAUGCUGUUCUCCAACAUAACCGGUACCUGCUACUGAAUGCUGUUCUCCAACAUAACCGGUACCUGCUACUGAAUGCUGUUCUCCAAAGACUUGUUGUUUACUUUCACUGUAGACUUGUUGUUUACUUUCACUGUAGACUUGUUGCGUGAACUAUAAAGACAAAUUUUGACAUCCUUUGUGUAUGCUGUUUUAUUUGGCAGUAGGUAAAAGUAGCAAAACUGUUGGCCUCUUCCAAAAUAUCAUGUGAAAAAAUGAUGUUUAAGAAAAUACAAACUGUUUACAGAGGCACAGCUAGAAUGUGAUGGGAAGGACUAUCUAGAGACAAUGGCCAGCUAUGGCAG